AUGGCGGCGCUUGGGCGUGAGGCUGGGGCUGACCUGAAGGAUGCAGGUGUGUUGCCGGUCAGAACUGGGGAAGCGUCCAAGGACAUCAGAAUGGCAACAUACACACAUGGUCAGCCCAGUGUUUCUCUAGGAGAUGAAAAAUUCAGAAGACCCAUGGUCAUCGAAAUCAUAGAAAAAAAAAUGGAGUAUCUUAGAAAAGAAAAGACUUUAAAUGUGUAUGGCACAGUGUUCUUUGGAACAGCAGCUAGUUUCUCUGGAAUGUUGGCGAACUUCAUUUUCAGACACUGCUUCAAGGUUAAACAUGAUGCUUUGAAGACUUAUGCAUCAGUGACUACACUUCCGUUUUUGUCUACUGUAGUCGCUUAUAAGUUCCUUGUAACAGAUGCUUUGUAUUUGGGCAAUAUAAGCCAGGAAAAUUGUGUUCUGAGAAGUUCACUGGUUGGCAUAGUAUGUGGUGUUUUAUAUCCCACUGGUUUGGCUUUUUCUAAAACUGGACGCCUGGCAGUCAAGUAUCAUACUGUUCCAUUGCCACCAAAAGGAAGGGUUUUACUUUACUGGUUGCUGCUUUGUCAAACAGAGGUAAAAGCAAUGAUGAUUCCUCUGGUCUUUCAGACAGUCUUUGGAAUACUUAAUGGUCUACGGCAUUAUGCAAUAUUUGAAAGUACACUUGAGAAAACUGUACGUGAUGAUUAAUCAAAGAGUGAAUGAAUACUAAAUCAGCAGAAUGGGAUUUUUUUUAUGAUGAGGAAUCCGGCAUUGCUGAAGGAGUUAAAACUAACUCCAGACAGUUUGUUUCUGUUCCUCCUGCUUAGUCUAUAGC
Molecule: messenger RNA, 820 nt
Organism: Puma concolor (puma)
Lineage: Eukaryota; Metazoa; Chordata; Mammalia; Carnivora; Felidae
Gene: TMEM126B
Product: transmembrane protein 126B
Biological process (GO): mitochondrial respiratory chain complex I assembly
Cellular component (GO): mitochondrion
Source: RefSeq, a predicted model, not a curated record